AGCAUCUCAGUGGCUGAGCCUCAUGCUUGACCCUUUUCUACCUUGAGACCAGCCAUUGGGUGGCACUGCCAAGAUGAGCAAUCUGGAAAUCUUCACCUGUCCUGUGGUCGUUGCCGAUUCCAGGCACAGGCUUGCCCCCGAGAAGAAGGUGUCUCAUCCAGGGGGGGGACAGCAGAGUUUUUACAGAGUGGAACUGGGCAGGCAUUUUGUGGAUACAAAAGCUCCAAGUGCUCAGCCCCAUCACUACUUCAAAGUUUCUAAGAUUCAGGAAGUCCAAAAGAGGAUUAGUCUGAUUGAAAGAGAAAACAAAGGCAUCUCAGCACGUCUGGCUGACAUAUAUCGCGGGUCAGGCAUGGUGGACUGCUGGAACGAUUAUGCAAAGAAGAGUCCACUCCGACAGCAGCAGAACAGGGAACUUGUGAGGAUCACCGUGGAGAACCAGGGCAUCCUUAAGAGGCUCAGAGAGCGCAAGCCAACCUACGACAUGAAGCAAUCUGAGUUAGAUUGGCAGGCAAGUGGAACUUUGGUCCUAUUUCUCAAAAUGGAGCUUAUUUUUCUAAUCACAGUAGUCAAAAGGAUUCUAAUGCCUAACUGGUUGUAAG
Molecule: messenger RNA, 602 nt
Organism: Heteronotia binoei (common prickly gecko)
Lineage: Eukaryota; Metazoa; Chordata; Lepidosauria; Squamata; Gekkonidae
Product: sperm axonemal maintenance protein CFAP97D1-like
Exons: 4
Coding region: 74-601 (175 amino acids)
Biological process (GO): sperm axoneme assembly
Source: RefSeq, a predicted model, not a curated record